Dendrobium catenatum is the source of this 2282-nucleotide messenger RNA. Its product is annotated as quinolinate synthase, chloroplastic. Bases 64 to 846 code for a protein of 260 amino acids. The transcript has 5 exons. Lineage: Eukaryota; Viridiplantae; Streptophyta; Magnoliopsida; Asparagales; Orchidaceae. The record is from RefSeq and is a predicted model, not a curated record.
UCACGACCCGCCAUUUCAGUUCUCCUUUCCUCUGCAAGUCUCACCCUCUCUGCUUCAGCCGUCAUGAAUUGUUUCACUCUAGCUACUGAGCUUAUUCUCAAUCCUAACCCUAACCAUAAGCAUGCCCCUUCUCGGUCCCGCAGACUCCGUCGUCGCUGCUCAUACCAUUUCGUCCUCCGUUGCUCCGCUGCUCCUCUCGUCUCCGGCUCCGCAGCUAUCGCCGUCGCGGCCAUCGCGACCGUCACUGAAUCGGACUUGGAAUCUGCAGCUGACGCUUGUAAUCUCCGUCUUCGCCGUCUUUCCGACGAGUUUAAGUCCCUUCCCGAGCCCAUCGACCGUGUUAAGCGUCUCCUCUUCUACGCAGAUGAUCUCCCACCUUUUCCCGACGCUGACCGCAUACCCUCCAACCGCGUCACGGGAUGUACGGCUCAGGUCUGGCUCUCCGCUCGGCUCGACGCCCUCGGCCGGAUGCGCUUUGCGGCUGAUAGUGACUCCGAGAUCACUCGUGGCUUCUGUGCCUGCCUUAUUUCUGUCGUCGACGGAGCGCGUCCGGAGGACGUGCUCGCGAUGCACGCUGAAGAUCUCGCAGAUCUCAAUGUCGUUGGAGUGGCCGGCCGUACCCACUCGAGGGUUAAUACCUGGCAUAAUGUGCUGAUUAGCAUGCAGAGAAGUGCCCGUGCGCUCAUCGCCGAGGGAGAAGGAAAGCCGAUGGUUGAUUCUUUUCCAUCUCUAGUAAUUGGAGGUGAUGGUAUUCGCGCAAAUGGGCGUUACGCGGAUGCCCAGGUCCAGUUAGCUAGUGGUGUCAUUGUUCUUGCUUUCCAGCCUGGGAGUUUAUAUAUGAGGUGAGCGACAACAACUAGUUCCCUAGCAGAUGCUGCAGCAAGUCUACCGUACAUGUAAUUACUUGAGAUACGGAGAGAGAUACACAAGUAGAGCAACAUGAUUUUAUUUACAUUGGACAUUUGAAUCAAAUGGAGGAUCGCUUGAUGAGAAUAAUUCAAGGAAUUCUCAAGCAGAUGUCAAGAACUGCUUUGCGAGUUGAAACUGUUAUAGAAGAAGGAUAUUUUGGUUCUCUUAUUUGUAUGCAAAAAUCAUCUUUCAAUUAAAUAUCAAUGUGCCAAGAUUAUCCACUAACUGACAAUUGGCGAGACUUACCUUUCCAAAGAAAUUAUUGACGAGACUCAUUUAUCCAUCAUCUUAUGAAUCAAAGACCUCAGCCAUUAAAGGCCUUCUCUGUGAAGAUUGCAAAAGUGCAAGCUCCAUCAAAGUUCAAGAUCUCCAACUUGAAUUCAUUGGACGGAGGAGGCACCAUUGAGAUGGUUAUCAUGUCUUCCAUUGAAGAGCAUUACCUCACACUCAGUGAUCAAAGAAACUAUUUAUGACUCAAUUUGUUGGCGCCCCAAGAAACUAAUGAAUAAAUAAAUCUCAAGCUCUUUUAUUAUGAUGGAGGAGCAAGGUGAAUCAUUAAGAAACUUUACUGUUCAAUUUUAGAUCGAGAUGUUGGAAGUGAAAGACUUUGAAUUAGCAAUGGUUCAAGCUCUCUUUGAAUUUAUGCUUAGUUUACAACAGCUGAGAAUAUUGGUCGAGUUAUUGGAACCCAAUAACAAUUAUAUCAAUGUGGAGGAGGACCAAGGGCGGAUCCUCAUAUGAGCCAGGGUGGGCAUUUUGAAAUUUUGCCACCUCUAAAAAAUAUUUUUUGCUCUAAGAUCCGCCUGCCCCUUUUCCAUCCAAACUUCUGGCUUUGCAUGGGCGGCACGCCGCACGCUAAGGUUUGUGAUUUGCAGCUUCGCUCUUCGGCGUCUUCCGAGCCUUCAACGCCUUCGGCCAUUCAACGUCUUCUUUUUUAUAUAAUAAGUUUGUCCACCCUAAAAAUUAAGGCUGCAUCCGCCCCCGAGGAGGACCAUAAUUUACCUACUGCUCCAACAUUUCAGCCAUAUGGCUUUUGGUCUAGUGAUGAACUUAUGACUAUUUCUCCUAAACCAAUCAGGCUGGAUUAUGAACACUUGGAAAGAAUCGAUCAAGAUUCAAAAAGUCGUGCAAUCAGUAAUGUUUUCAGAAUCACAAUUAUCCCAUUGAGAGGCAAUAUCAGAAUUAAUGAAUUAGAUGCCACCAAACAAGAGAAGUUGAUGCGACCUUGUCAAUAUACAACCUUCACUCCCCUUGUGAAGUUUCUCUUCUUGAAAUUAUGGAGGAAUUGUUACUGUUGCCUCUGCUUUUUCUUCCAAAUUCUAACCUUGGCAUAUGUUAUGUUAUUGAUUAUUAUUAUUAUUAUUAUUAUUUAA